Messenger RNA from Entamoeba invadens IP1, 1611 nucleotides. Its product is annotated as 60 kDa chaperonin, putative. Bases 1 to 1611 code for a protein of 536 amino acids. Lineage: Eukaryota; Evosea; Mastigamoebida; Endamoebidae. Gene Ontology annotation, molecular function: protein-folding chaperone binding; ATP-dependent protein folding chaperone; ATP binding. The record is from RefSeq and is a predicted model, not a curated record. Gene Ontology annotation, cellular component: mitochondrial inner membrane; mitochondrial matrix. The transcript has a single exon. Gene Ontology annotation, biological process: protein refolding.
AUGAUGUCAAACACCCCAAGUUUCAAUGGAAAAGCACUUUCCACAGGCGUUUCUUGUCGCUCAGACAUCAUUUCUGGAAUUCAAAAAGUGGCUGAUGCUGUUAGUGUCACAUUAGGUCCUAAAGGCCGUACAGUCAUAUUAGACCAACCGUACGGCCCCGCACGCAUUACUAAAGACGGAGUUUCUGUUGCUAAAGCCAUCGAGUUUUCCGACAAAACCUUAAACGCUGGUGCAAAAAUAGCGAAGGGUGUUGCGAGUAAAAUCAACGACAAUUCAGGUGAUGGUACGACGACAGCGACUUGCCUGUUAAGGAAAGUUGUCAUGGAGGGGGUUCAAGCAGUUAACACUGGGUUACCGACUCCGGACUUACUCAGUGGAAUUAACACUGCCAAAAAAGUUGUUAUCGAUGAGAUCGUGAAACAGAGCAAGCCGAUCACAAAGAGUGAAGUUGUCUCUGUUGCGAGAGUGUCAGCGAACAACGACGAGAAGAUUGGAUCGAUGAUUGGUGACAUAUUUAGUAAAAUUGGGAAGGAUGGAGCUGUUGAUAUAGAGACUGGAAAGGCAGUGAAAGACAGAAUAAGUGUUGUUGAAGGGAUGGUGUUAGACCAAGGGUACUUGUCGCGAUACUUCACUACCGAUGACAAAAACACUAAGGUAGACAUUCACAAUGGCGACGUGAUUGUCUGCGACGCCAAAUUGGAGACAUCGCAACAAGUCGUCCCAUUGCUUCAAAUGUGCGUGAAGCGUAAAAGACCGUUAAUCAUCAUUGCAGAUACCAUAGACGGCGAUGCUUUGACAACUUUGGUUCUGAAUAAGUUAAGAGGACUUCCUGUUGCUGCUGUGAGAGCGCCAGGCUUUGGGGAGACUCGGAAAGGCAUAUUACAAGACAUUGGAAUCAUCACUGGAGCCACUGUCAUCUCCAAUGACACUGGAAAUAACACCGAAAAGAUCACAGAAAGUCAGUUGGGUAAAUGUGGCCACUUUGUAUCAAAUCAAGACGAAAGUGUGAUCACUGGAGGUGCUGGGAAGAAGUCCGAUGUCUUACAGCGUGUCGAUGAACUCCGAGAAGCACUUCGAAAAAGUGAAAGUUUAUAUGAGAAAGAGAAGCUUCAAGGAAGAAUUGCGCGCCUCACGGGUGGAGUAGCAGUGAUUAGUGUUGGAGGUUCUUCGGAGGCUGAAGUUGGAGAGAGGAAAGAUCGAAUCGAAGAUGCCGUCUGUGCGGUGAAAGCUGCUCUUUCGGAAGGGAUUGUUCCUGGUGGUGGAGUUGCUUUGAUUAAAGCCGGGAGUCAACUUGACAAACUCCGCACGAAGAAUUGGGCUGAGAAAGUUGGUGUAGAGAUCAUCAAAAAGUGUACCGAAGAACCCGCUCGCAUUAUAGCGAGAAAUGCUGGCAUGGAUGGAGGUGUUGUUGUACAAAAAAUCCGCGAGGGUAAAAAAGGGUUUGGGUUUGAUAUGAGAAGUGGCAACUUUGUUGAUAUGAUGCAGAUGGGUAUUGUUGAUCCGACAAAAGUGGUUCGGUCUGCGUUUGAUGAAGCUGUUUCUGUUGGUGCUUUAGUUGCGACGUCCGAUGUUUUAGUGACUGACGAAAAAGGCGAAGUUAAAAAAGAUUGA